Molecule: messenger RNA, 5145 nt
Organism: Perca fluviatilis (European perch)
Lineage: Eukaryota; Metazoa; Chordata; Actinopteri; Perciformes; Percidae
Product: protein 4.1-like
Exons: 25
Coding region: 308-4321 (1337 amino acids)
Biological process (GO): cortical actin cytoskeleton organization
Cellular component (GO): plasma membrane; cytoskeleton
Molecular function (GO): actin binding; structural molecule activity
Source: RefSeq, a predicted model, not a curated record
CUGACAGUGUCCCUCCCUCUUUCUCUCUCCACCUCCUCCUUCUCUCAUUAGGCUUUUCACCGGCAAAACACCGACACCGACGCACACACACACUCCCUUUCCUCCUGUAACCUGGCAAUAAACACGGAGCGGCGGCUGGAACAGGAUUGACCUCCCCCGGUGCGCACCAUCCAUGGUCCUCCCGUGGAUGUCUGUCUGACAGGAGGGUUGGUGUUACUUUGCUGAAGAGACAGUGUGGCAGGCCCUGAGUCGGAGUUGAAGAGAGCAAGAUAGUAGUCCUCCCAGACAGCAGGGGGCAGCAGCAGGCAUGCAGGACUCAGCCUCGGACAGCAAGAUGGCCAAACAGGAACAGAAACAGAACUCCAAGCAUCUGGAUGAACACACAGAAACAGACGACAUGUCAGAGAAGACGUCCCCAAACAAGAACCUCAAAUCUCCACAGAAAGGCUCCAAACGACUUAAAACCGCCCCGUUCAAAAUGACCCUGCUGGACUCCGCCGAGUUUGAAGGAGAAAUUGAGAAACACUCCAAAGGACAGACCCUGAUGGACAUGGUGUGUGAGCACCUCAACUUGUUGGAGAAGGACUACUUUGGUCUGACCUUUGCCGACACAGACACCCAGAAGAACUGGUUGGACCCCUCCAAGGAGAUCAAGAAGCAGAUGCGCAAUGCUCCAUGGCACUUUGCCUUCUCUGUCAAGUUCUACCCUCCAGACCCCUCCCAGCUAACUGAGGAUAUUACCAGAUACUACCUGUGUCUGCAGCUGAGGGAUGACAUGCUGUCAGGUCGACUGCCAUGCUCGUUCGUUACUCACGCCCUCCUGGGCUCCUACACCGUUCAAGCAGAGCUGGGCGACUACGACCAGGACGACCACGGCUCCGACUACAUCAGCGAUUUCCGCUUCGCCCCAAAUCAGACUCGCGAGCUGGAGGAGAGGGUGAUGGAGCUCCAUCGAAACUACAAGGGGAUGACUCCAGCAGAGGCUGAAAUUAACUUCUUGGAGAAUGCGAAGAAACUUUCCAUGUACGGGGUGGACCUCCAUCACGCUAAGGAUUCUGAAGGGAUUGACAUAAUGUUGGGUGUCUGUGCCAACGGGCUGCUGAUUUACCGUGAUAGGCUGAGGAUCAACCGCUUUGCCUGGCCAAAGAUCCUUAAGAUCUCCUAUAAGAGGAGCAACUUCUACAUCAAGAUACGGCCUGGAGAGUACGAGCAGUUUGAAAGUACAAUUGGUUUCAAGCUUCCUAACCACAGAGCUGCCAAGAGGCUGUGGAAGGUCUGCAUUGAGCAUCACACCUUCUUCAGGCUGGUGUCUCCAGAGCCUCCUCCCAAGGGCUUCUUGGUGAUGGGUUCAAAGUUUCGAUACAGUGGAAGGACACAGGCUCAAACCAGACAGGCCAGCGCUCUUAUAGACCGACCUGCUCCACACUUUGAGCGUUCCACCAGCAAGAGGUACCUGCUGUCCAGGAGCUUGGACGGAGCAGAGUUCUCACGGCCGAUUUCAGCCACGUGCGAGAACCACGACGGCCUAACUCACCGCAGCGUCAGUGAACAGCGCCGCCUCCGCAGCCCGUCCGUAGACGAGCAGGAGACCGAGCUGGAGGCGAGUUUAGAGCAGGACGAGGAAGCCAAGGACCAAGAGCGGAGCGAGGAGACGGAGACAGAAUACGACGGCGAUGUCACUCCAAGCAGAAAGAAAGAAAUCAUGGAGGAGGCUGGGUCACCAGUUGACAGUAAACAGGAGUUGGACCAGGAGGCCACUCCUCGGCACAAACAGGAGUUUCUGGAUAAGUCGAAGGACGUCUUGCUGAAGCACCAGGCCAGCAUCAACGAGCUGAAGAGAACCCUGAAGGAGCCGAACAGCAAGCUGGCGUACCGUGAGAAACUGUCAUCAACUUCCCCAACUGGCACACCAGAGAAGAAGGCUUUGGUGGGCCGAGCAGUGGGAAAGGACCCUGUUAACAGCCAGUCUGUUGAGGGUUUCUUCCAGAAGACUGUGGUGACUUCACCUGAGGGCUCUGAGGAGUGGGUAUUGAUUGAAAAACAAGAAACUUAUCAACAGGACCAUGACUGGAAGGCAGAAGAAAUGAACAAAUCUCUUGCAUCUGAUUCCUCAUGGGAGAAAAAGGAGCUGGAGAAAGAGAUAGACGUUACCAGGAUGAUACAUAAAGAGGUAACGGGGUAUGGCAGAAAAGAAAUGAAAAGCCAUAUUGAUGAAUUUCCAUCAACCAAAUCAUCCAGAGAGACAGAUGGAUGCUCUGAGCCACAGCCGACUAACAAAAGUCGUUUUGUGAUUCAAUUAUCUGAGAAUGCAGACUUGUUUCAAGACAAAUCUCAAAGUAAACCAGCUCAAGCCUCAGACCCUGAGGCAGAAAGUGAUGCGGCCCCGGGCUCAUGUCAGAUAAAGGAACGCAAAGCUUCUAAACCAAGGAAAAAGAGGAGACCCAAGAGCUUAAACCUGGGAAUGCCUGCCGAGCUCAUCUACAGGAAAGAAAGCAGCGAUUCUACUGAAGACGAAAACGAGGACUCGGACAACAGUCCAGAAGAAACCUCUAAAGGAGGAAAUGAAUCAUCCCCGGUGGAGAUGAUGAAAGAUGAUCAGGCAUCAGGAAAGGAUCAGUCUGUCAGGGUAUCUAAAGACCACCAACGAGAGGAUGUAUCAAAAGGAGAAAGCAGGGAGGUCUCCACUGAAGUAACAGAGCAGGUAGAGAGAAAAGCGAGCCAGUUUGGGCCAGAUGAUAUCGAUGUAGGCUCGGUUAACGGACCCGGAAAGAUAGAACAUGAUAGUUCGUUAGCAGGUGUGAAAGGGGAGUGCGUGAUGAAGGUGCGAGGGAAGGGCCUUAUUGACAACAAAGAGCUAGCUGAGGUAAAACUGCGACAGGUCCGGACGCAUGAGAGGAAGAUCAGUAGUUCUGGGGGAGAGGAUAUUGAGGGUUUCAUGGGAGACAGAGGUCAGAGGACGUCUCUUCUGAGAUUGUCAGGCAGCAGCUACCAGUCGGAAAUCUCCAGGAUUGUUCCCCUCAAGCCCGAGCGGUCAAAGAGCAUAGCGUGUAAGGAUGAAAGGGACAGGACAGGACAGGACGAGCCCACACGGGUCAUCAGAAGAGAAUAUCGCUGGUCGGUCGGCUCUCCAGAGGGAUCCUCAGACCUCGCCUGGACUGACCCCGCCGCCUUCCAUCCGGCAUUCGCCACAGAUCUGGAGGGUAUCGCUAAAACAGAACAUCCUGAUGAUAGCUAUCAGUCUGGCAGAGGACCUACGGAGAGUCAGUCGUUUGGCUCUAAGAUUUCAGCGCUUCCCAAAAUGGCUCCCCCAGCCCCGCCAGUGAAAACACAGAAGGCCAGGGAGUCUGGACUAAUACUGCGGAACAGCCGAAAUGCCGGCAGGGAGCCGAGCCUGGACGCAGCCAAGAAGAGACACUCGGAGCCUGUCUCCACUCCUGCCAUUUAUGAAGAGCCGUUUGCUGAUUUCAAGAAGGAGCUCGGGGACAGGAGGCCUCAGCCGAGCAUAGCCUCGGAGGAGGAGCAGGAGCGGGACACGCUGGCCUGCAUGAGGGAAAGCCACCUGGGCAUCGAGCGCAAGUGCUCCAGCAUGACGGUCAGCUCCACGUCCAGCCUGGAGGCUGAGGUGGACUUCACGGUCAUCAUGGACCUCCACUCCGGCGUGGAGGACUUCUCUAAGGGCAUGUCGGAGCUGGGAGAGAGGGAUCGACAGCCCGAGGUGGGCCGGGAGGACUUUGAGGAGACCUCCAGGUUCUACUCGGCCCGUCUAAUGGGCUCCCGGGACAAGUCUCCCAUAGAGGAGAAGCUUCCUGAGGAGGGCAGACAUCAUGAGCCUCCUGUGGCAAAGAAAGAAGCCAGCGCUGUGAGCGUGGCCCAUAUGCUGAAGAGGGGUGACACCAAGACGGAGACGCAUACGAAUGGGUCGGAGAUCCACCCCAACAUCAUGAAUGUCUCACCGCAGAACUAUGGAGUUGUCAGCCCGCUGGAGGCUCCUGCUGCCCUCAAAGAAAAUGGCUCCCCUGUUAAAGCUGGAACCCAGGGGAGGGAGUCUGUUGUGUCCCCGCUGACCAUCACUGCUGAGAGCGUCACCUCAGCAACCACAACUCAAGUUACCAAGACUGUGAAAGGAGGCUACUCAGAGACCAGAAUCGAGAAAAGGAUUAUAAUCACAGGAGAUGAUGAUGUGGACCAACAUCAGGCCCUCGCCAUGGCAAUCCAAGAGGCCAAGCAGCAGCACCCCGACAUGCAGGUGACAAAAGCAGUGGUUAUCAGGGAAACCGAGUCUCCCACUGAGGAGCUGCUGCAGCAGCAGGCAGAGUCCUGAUCCUGAGACGGGGGGGUGGGGGGACAGUGGAGGAUCCUUCAGCUGUGUGUCUCCUGGCCCGCACUGCAGUACGCCACCACCCAGAUAUGAGGACUCUCUACCCCGCCUGUGUAAACAACCUACAUGAGUACAGACUGCGUUCCAUUAAGCAGUAGAACCUCCACUCUUGUCCCUUUAGACAAACCAACUGUGACUCGGCGCCUGACCCGUUCCGGCCUCCUGCCCGUCCCGGCCCGUCCCGGCGCGUCCCGGCCUGUCCCGGCCCGUCCCGGAGUGAUGCAAGAUUGAAAGUGAAACCCGGGCAAAGCUAAUUGAAUUCACCGCUGUCAGAGUCAUUUGUCUAAAACCUUACUUGUGUAUUAUUUAAUCAAAUGCAUUUUGACUCCUUUGAACCCUGUGGGUCAUUUGAAUCAAUACAGUUUCAACCCCAAACAAAACGUCUCCCAGCCCCCCCCCCAACCCCGAUACCCUUCCCUCACAAAUGACUACUUUCACUUGUAAGGUCCCAAACACCUGUUGAAAAUGUAAUGAAUAAGAUAUGAGAGCAGUAGAGGAUGAGGAGAGUGGUGGUGGUGGUGGUGGUGGUGGUGGGGUGUGGCUGCGAGGUUGGUGGCAAGAGGCAGCCUUCUGCUCGAUGUUGCCACCUCCUGGCUGUGACACCUUCAGUAUAAUCAACAGCUGUCUUACUAGCUUUUUACAUUUUUAUCUAUAGAGGAUCUAAUUUAUGUCCCGUGUUUGCUCGUUUAUGAAAUAUGUAUAAUAUCAGAUGAUUAUAAUCUGCAUGAUUCAAUAAAAAAAACAGCAGAGGGAAUGAAAAAUAAAAA